Messenger RNA from Colletotrichum navitas, 1051 nucleotides. RefSeq lists its product as uncharacterized. Bases 188 to 676 code for a protein of 162 amino acids. The record is from RefSeq and is a predicted model, not a curated record. Lineage: Eukaryota; Fungi; Ascomycota; Sordariomycetes; Glomerellales; Glomerellaceae. The transcript has a single exon.
CCAUUGGUGGACAGGACCUCGGUAUUUCCACCUCCAGGAUAUUCAACUUGAGAAGCUUGAACCUGAGAGUUUGCCAAGGCGGAACAACUCGCACUCGAAGGGAGGAGCAAAUCCGUACGUAGCAUGAACUUUUGGAUUUGCCUCCUUUCCCGACCGCGAAUGUCUCCGAUCCCUUUCCAAGUUCCAGAUGCGCUGCUGCCACUACGGACAGGCUCCUUAUCUCCCUCUAACCCUUUCGCUUGGUGUUGGCGCAUCCGAUAUAACCCCUCCAAGUGGACAUGGACCUGGCGGGAUGACUGCGGACAAAAUUACCCUUGUGAGGGAGAAUACCAAUUAUUUGAAGGAUUCCCAUCUUACCGGCAUCCCAUCAUACACUAGGGCUGUCCUAAUCGACUUGACCAUAUUCCUCCAAUCGUGGUGCCGAGUAGAUCAAUUCCCCUUCUCUUUUGGAUUCCCCCAAGGACAACCUGGUGGUCGUUGUGAUGAAGCUUGGUUGGCCAGUCCUCAAUUCCCUCUGGUAGAGGCAUUCGGUUCCUGUUCAACUCUCUACUUCUUCUAUAUGGAUCGUAUCUUUGCCACCUUGGCCAACGAAUCUCUGGCUCUUAUUAUCCCUACCCAACUCAUCCUGUUUUGUCGCCAUGUACCCGGUCUCAUCUUCUCGCAGCGGUGCUGCUGAGCUUCUAGCCAGCAAAGGAGAGCCAUGACAGGCCUAGAAGCUGACGAAAUCGGGGGCUUUUUGAAUGCCGAUUGUACUGCUGGUUUUGAAACGGAAAAGGGUGUUGUUAUCGUGAUAAACGACUGUUAUUGCGACGAAAAACUGAAGGAUCGUGGCUUCAGCACCGACCCGAGCAAGCGCUGGAGCUUCCAUUUGCCUCAAUAGUGCCACAAGAGUAACUUUAGGAUAGCUAUGACCUCUGCUUAUAGCAUGUUAAAGCUUCCUUUUUACUGUUUGCUUUGUUGAUAUGGUCGUCGUGUGGACUUCUCAAUUACUGGUCCUAGUCAUUGCCGGUAGACACGGUUGAUCGGACAAGCCCAUUCCCUAACAACACCC